Molecule: messenger RNA, 2694 nt
Organism: Anolis sagrei ordinatus
Lineage: Eukaryota; Metazoa; Chordata; Lepidosauria; Squamata; Anolidae
Gene: DNAJA1
Product: DnaJ heat shock protein family (Hsp40) member A1
Biological process (GO): response to heat; protein refolding
Cellular component (GO): cytosol; cytoplasm
Molecular function (GO): ATP binding; Hsp70 protein binding
Source: RefSeq, a predicted model, not a curated record
UUGAAAGGGAAAGGAAACUCCCCGGAUGCUGCCUAGCCUAGCUUGAGACCGGCUCGGAACUUUCCAGAAAAAGUCAGCGCGAGAAGGAGAAGGAAGAAGGAGAGGAGGCUCGAGCCGGCUGUUAGAAGAGAAAGAAAGAGAGAGAGAAGACAGGGCUGCUUUCAUUGUAAGCCUGCGUUUGGGUCGAAAGCGCGAGUAUCUAUUGCACCAUGGUGAAGGAGACCACAUACUAUGAUGUGCUUGGGGUAAAACCUAAUGCAUCCCAAGAGGAACUGAAAAAAGCUUAUAGGAAACUGGCAUUGAAAUACCACCCUGAUAAGAAUCCAAAUGAAGGUGAAAAGUUCAAACAGAUUUCUCAAGCUUAUGAAGUUCUUUCUGACACCAAGAAAAGAGAUUUGUAUGAUAAAGGUGGUGAACAAGCCAUUAAAGAGGGUGGUACUGGAAGCAGCUUUGGGUCACCCAUGGAUAUAUUUGAUAUGUUCUUUGGAGGAGGCGGGCGAAUGCAACGAGAGAGGAGAGGUAAAAAUGUUGUUCAUCAGUUGUCAGUAACUCUAGAAGACCUAUACAAUGGAGCAACACGAAAACUCGCUCUACAAAAGAAUGUGAUUUGUGACAAAUGCGAAGGCCGAGGUGGCAAGAAAGGUGCAGUGGAAUACUGCCUUAAUUGCAGAGGAACAGGCAUGCAAGUAAGGAUUCACCAAAUUGGGCCUGGAAUGGUUCAGCAAAUCCAGUCAGUGUGUAUGGAAUGCCAGGGCCAUGGAGAGCGCAUCAGCCCCAAGGAUAGAUGUAAAAGCUGCAAUGGAAGGAAGAUUGUUAGAGAGAAGAAAAUUCUUGAAGUCCAUAUUGAUAAAGGAAUGAAAGAUGGUCAGAAGAUAACUUUCCAUGGUGAAGGCGACCAGGAACCAGGGUUGGAGCCAGGAGAUAUCAUUAUUGUUUUGGAUCAAAAAGAUCAUUCUGUGUUUACAAGACGACAUGAAGACUUGGUCAUGUCCAUGGACAUUCAACUAGUUGAGGCACUGUGUGGCUUUCAAAAACCAAUUGCAAUGCUAGACAGUCGAACCAUAAUCAUUACUUCUCAUCCUGGUCAGGUUGUCAAAUAUGGAGACAUUAAAUGUAUACUGAAUGAGGGAAUGCCAUUCUAUCGCAGACCAUAUGAAAAGGGUCGUCUAAUAAUUGAAUUUAAGGUGAUCUUUCCAGAUAGUGGCUUCCUUUCCUCUGAUAAGCUCUGUCUGUUAGAAAAGCUGUUGCCUCCAAGGCAAGAAGUGGAGGAAACUGAAGACAUGGACCAGGUAGAGUUGGUGGACUUUGACCCCUCUCAGGAAAGAAGGCAUUCCAAUGGGGAAGCCUAUGAAGACGACGAGCACCAUCCCAGAGGUGGCGUCCAGUGCCAGACGUCUUAAAUCGGCCUCAUGGUUUUCCCUGUGCUGCUUGUCUUGUAUGUCAGUUGUGAAUGAGUGAAGGAUUAAAGUUGCUAAUCUCUCAAACUUGCCAUUGUCCCUGUAAUAUUUAGACAUAGUUGUUUUUAAAUCAAGUUAAUAAACUUAAAAACUGUAAACUACACUUCAAUCAAGUUGAAAUGCUGUUCUAUUUCCAUAUGGCCUCCUAAGGAAACCAGAAGUCAAUUUGCUCUGGCUUUUUAAUUUUAUUUUGUGCAUCAUAAGUGUAUUGUGUGCAAAUGCACUGGCUUAGUAUUCAGUGAUUUCUGUUUAGUAUUAUAAAUUAUAUUCCCCUUAAGUAUGCACAUGUAUUUAUGAUUCAUGUUACAAAUGUGAAAUUAAAGUUUUGUAUUCUUCAGCUUCUAGAUACAUUGGUGUGUUUUGGAUGUAGUGUGGCUGGUUGAGGCUUCACAAGGCACCUGCAUGGCACUGUAUACCUUCCUCUCCUGGAGAAUCAAGCCCUGUCCUGCCCCGUCCUGCCUCCUAGUUCUAGCUACAACACUGUAAAAUCCCUCUAUUAAUAAUGGUAUGCAGGACCCUAGCAUUGCUAAUUAAUGAGUUGAAAAUUCAACCUGUAAUAGAGCUUAUGUAGGAUGAAAACCAAAUGUUCAGCAUUUUUGAAUAGGAAAUACGUGGCUUUUUAAAAUAACGGUCACUCAAUUGAAAAGUAGUAAAGAUAGAAAGCUAUUGUACAUUUAAGCUCUCUUCCAAAUUUGUGUAACUCAUGAAUGAAUGAAUUACCACAAUUUGAGGGGAUGUCUAUGUGCUCUUAGUUCCUGAAAAGGGCUACCUCUACCAUUGGGCAUUUCAAAGUAUUUGUAUUUUAGCUUCACAGAUUACAGCUGGCCUUUCAUUAACUGCAGGAAGGCUUAAUAACUGAUUCAAGUGCCUCUUCUAGGACUAAAAUGUACUUACGCCGACCCUUGACCUUUUUCUUUAAAAUAUCCCUGUUAUUUGAUAGGCAAGCCCGGCUGUAACCCUUAUGCUGUGCAUAUAGAGCAGGUGGGCUAAUGGAUAUGGCAUUCCAGUGCUCUGCCAUUUCAACACCAGGUCUUAACCAUUUGAGGUUUUAAUCUAUGGCUUCUUCCCAGGGGUUUAAGUUGCAUUGCAAUUUAUUAUGGUCCUUGUGAUAAGGAUGAUUUAACAGAAACGAGUAUGUUAGUGGAAUGAAGAAUCUGACUUGACAAAUGCUUGCAUAUUGUACUUCAAACUUGAGUUUCAACCCAUGGGGGGAAAUAAACACUAUCUUUACUUCUAA